Messenger RNA from Zingiber officinale, 2106 nucleotides. Its product is annotated as cleavage stimulation factor subunit 50-like. Gene Ontology annotation, cellular component: mRNA cleavage stimulating factor complex. Gene Ontology annotation, biological process: mRNA 3'-end processing. Bases 467 to 1783 code for a protein of 438 amino acids. Gene Ontology annotation, molecular function: protein binding; RNA binding. Lineage: Eukaryota; Viridiplantae; Streptophyta; Magnoliopsida; Zingiberales; Zingiberaceae. The record is from RefSeq and is a predicted model, not a curated record. The transcript has 15 exons.
GCCGAAGCCAACCUAUCUCCACGCCACCGAGUCGAGGAAUCGCGAUCGGCCGCCCUCCGCAGCUCCUCCGUUGUGGAGAAGAUCGACGCCCGUCCUGCAGUGGCCCUCAUCAUCCUCGUCCCGCCGAGGCAGACGAAAAUGAAAAUUUGGAAGCUUGGAUUACCUGGUCCUGGCGGCUUUCGGCGUCGGUAUCGUACAAUACUAGGGUUUUAGAAAGGGGGAGAUUCUAGCAGAAUGGAAUCAAUAGUUGAUCUAAUCUUUAGCAUUUAGAUCGAUCAUGCAAAUGUGCAACUGAAAGAAUUCGUGUUGCGGCCUCAUCGCUGGUGUUUUAGGGCUCCAGCUUCAUAGCUAUUCGUGGGUGGCAAAAGAUUGAAGUUUUAGACUACAGUUGAGCUUCUCAGACUGUGGGAAGCUUCGAUUUGGAAGAUAUCCCCUUUUUCUUUGUUUCUUUAGCAUUUCGAGGUGAAUGGAGGCUAGCCUGGAGCAGACCCUUCAGGAAGGCAAGCUCUUCCGCCAGAUCAAUGAGCUGAUCGUCGCCCAUCUUCGGGACAACAACCUUAAUCAGGCUGCAGCUGCAGCUGCUUCAGCCACCAUGAUUCCUUUGAACACGGACGUGCCUCCAAAUAGGCUUUUUGAACUUGUAGCCAAGGGUCUUGCAGUGGAGAGGGAGGAAGUUUCGAGGGGGGUUUCGUUUUCUUCUCUACUCAAUUCUGCAUCAGGGAUACCGGCUGCACAUGGCUCACUGCCUCUUGGAAGCAAUGCCAUAGAUUUCAGUAUCAUGCACAACACAAAGGGUUCAUCCAAGACUUUUCCAAAGCAUGAAACAAAACAUGUUUCGGAUCAUAAGAAUGUAGCCAGAUGUGCGAGAUUUAGUCGUGAUGGGCGAUUUGUGGCAACUGGAAGUUCAGACACAUCCAUUAAGUUAUUUGAGGUUUCAAAAACGAAGCAAAGCAUGCUUACAGAUGCCAGGGAUGGUCCUGUGAGGCCUGUGAUUCGGACGUUCUACGAUCAUUCACAACCAAUCAAUGAUCUGGAUUUCCAUCCACAGAAUGCUAUACUAAUCUCAGGGGCAAAGGACAACACAAUCAAAUUUUUUGAUUUCUCUAAGACAGUUGCAAGGAGAGCUGUCAGAGUUAUCCAGGAUACUCACAAUGUGAGAUCUGUUUCUUUUCAUCCUUCCGGCGAAUAUCUUUUGGCAGGGACUGAUCAUCCAAUUCCCCAUUUGUACGAUAUCAAUACUUUCAAGUGUUACUUAACUGCAAAUGCCCAUGACCCGAAUAAUAUUGCCGCCAUCAACCAGGUGAGGUACUCAUCGACCGGCAGCAUGUAUGUGACGGCAUCGAAAGAUGGUUCUCUUGGUGUGUGGGAUGGAGUCACUGCACAAUGUAUUCGCCCCAUAGUCAGUGCGCAUGGAUCAAUGGAGGCGACUAGUGCGAGUUUCACCAAAGACCAAAGGUUCAUCCUCUCUUGUGGCAAGGACUCUACCGUUAAAUUGUGGGAAGUUGGAACGGGAAGACUCGUUAAGCAAUACUUGGGAGCAGUACAUAAACAACAGCGUUGUCAGGCUGUAUUCAACGAUACCGAAGAGUUUGUUCUAUCCAUCGACGAGCCAAACAAUGAGGUUGUCAUUUGGGAUGCUCUCACCGCCGAGAAGGUGGCGAUGUGGCCAUCGAAUCACUCAGGCUCUCCGCGUUGGAUCGACCACUCGCCGACUGAGGCCGCCUUCGUCACCUGUGGCGGCGAUUGGUCGGUCAGAUUCUGGAAAGAAAUUCAAAUCCAAUGAGGCAAAACGAAUCCAUCAACCUGGUUCUGUAAACUGAAUUCUUGACUCAUGCAAAGCCUCUACAACAAGAUGCUUAUUUCUGUAAACUGAUAGAAAUUCUUCAACGAGCAGAAUUGAAAUUGUAAUUGGAUUUCUAGAAGCUCGACACGAACUUGGUAGCUGCAAAUGCUGCAGAGACAAAGAGGGUGUCGUCGGAUACAAUGAGGUUGAAAUUGGGUGGAAGGUAAGGUCGCGAUUUAAAACGGCUCCAAGAUAGCUUCAUCUUGGAGCAAUUUUGACUCAAGUUAUAAAAAUUGCUUCAUUUUGAAGAAGUUUUAGUCAAA